UUGAACUGCCCAGCAGCGAAUAAAUUAAGGAGAGAUCGCCAAUCUUUCUCGUUUGCUUUGAAUUUCCAAAAGCAAGCAAUAUGGAGAUGAGAAGGAUUGUAUGCGUAGUCAUCGUCGCCGUAGCAUCUGCCACCUCUGCCAUGGCAGCCGAGGCUCCUGCACCGGGCCCAGCCAGCGCUUCAUUGGCAGUAAGUCCUGCGGUGGAAGCCAUCCUCGGGGCCUCACUUCUCUCCUUCUUUGCCUUCUACUUGAAGUAACUCGGUUCUGGAUGCAAUUUGAUGAUCGAUAUGCAGCGACUUGGUCUCUCAAUUAGAAGAAAGAAACAAAAUAUUCGAUCGUUACAUAAUCGCUCCUUGUUCACAUUGCAUGAGAUAUCUACCCUUAGUGUGCCAUUGUUCUUCUGAUGGUUUCAUGUUUCCUAAUUCUAAAAAUGACAAUCAAGGUCCUGUGUUGAUGUUUGAUU
Messenger RNA from Zingiber officinale, 463 nucleotides. RefSeq names its product arabinogalactan protein 23-like. NCBI's taxonomy places the organism in Eukaryota, Viridiplantae, Streptophyta, Magnoliopsida, Zingiberales, Zingiberaceae. The record is from RefSeq and is a predicted model, not a curated record. Bases 81 to 257 code for a protein of 58 amino acids. The transcript has a single exon.